Molecule: messenger RNA, 7857 nt
Organism: Erinaceus europaeus (western European hedgehog)
Lineage: Eukaryota; Metazoa; Chordata; Mammalia; Eulipotyphla; Erinaceidae
Gene: FAM120C
Product: family with sequence similarity 120 member C
Exons: 16
Coding region: 73-3351 (1092 amino acids)
Cellular component (GO): nucleus
Source: RefSeq, a predicted model, not a curated record
CCCCAAUCUCCCUUCCAGAUCGCCGCCUAGUCUGCUCGCGCAGCCGCUGUCUCAUCAGCCCACCGAGUAAUCAUGGGCGUCCAGGGCUUCCAAGAGUUCCUGGAGAAGCGGUGUCCCGGGGCCGUGGUGCCCGUGGACCUCCUCAAACUCGCGCGCACGGUUUCGCGCCAGCAGCAGCACCAACAUCGCCAGCUGCCACCUACGGCGGCACUAGCAGCCAGGGCUUCACACUCCGCCAGAGGCUCCGCGCCUUUCCAACCACCGCUCCCGCCUGCUGCCUUGGGUGCCUACUCCGGUGGUGCAGGGCCGACUCGCUACCAUCACCCCGCUCACCACUUCUACCACCAUGGCCAGGCGCGCCCCGGGCUGCACCCGCCCCCGCCGCCGCCGCCUCCGCCGCCGCCCCCUCCGCUGCCCGGGGCCCGGGUGCUGGUAGACGCGGGUUCGGCGCUGCCGCGGCUUUAUGGCGGCUACCAGACGGAUUGGGUGUGUGGCGGCCAGUGGAACGCCAUGCUGGGCUACUUGUCAGCGCUCUGUCAGGCUUGUGCCUAUCCUGGCGGUGACGGCCUGGAGCUGGUGGUCAUGUUCCCCGGGGGCCUGGGUAAGGACCGGCUGGCCGAGUGGGGCCGUCGGUGCCAGGCCGAGCGGCAGACAGCGCAGCUGAUCGUGGGACACGUGGGCAACAAGGGCACCCCUCCUCCACGGGCCUGGUUCCUGCCACCGGCCUGCCUGAGCCACUGCGUGAGGCUAGCACUCAUCCGCUUCCGGGUCAAGGUCUUUCAGAGUCUUGAAGACCACCAUCUUGAAGUAGUGACUUUUUUCAGGGAAAAUGGCUUCCAUGGCCUUCUUGCCCAUGACUCCGAGUAUGCUUUCUACAAUAUUUCCUCCUACUACAGUUCCCAUGCUCUCAAGCUCAGUUGGAAUGGGAAGAACCUCACUACUAACCAGUUCCUAAUGCAGGAGGUAGCCAAGCAGCUGGGCCUGAAGCGGAUGAAUUUUCCCAUAUUUGCUGCACUGCUGGGUAACCAUAUUCUCCCAGAUGAGGACCUGGCUGCUUUUCAUUGGAGCCUCUUGGGACCAGAACAUCCCCUUGCAUCACUUAAGGUCCGGGCUCAUCAACUGGUACUUCCUCCUUGUGAUGUGGUGAUCAAGGCUGUUUCUGAGUAUGUUAGUUCAAUCAAAGACCCCUCAAACCUAGAUGUGGUUGGAAAGGAUGUUUUCAAACAGUCUCAGUCCAGAACAGAAGACAAAAUAGAACGAUUCAAGAAAGCAGUUGAGUACUAUUCAGUCACAACCAAACUCUCUUCACUGCCAGUGAGUCCUGCCUCCUUUAUAGGUUUUCGGAAUAAUCGACUUGGAAAUCCCCCCCUUCCACGAAAUCAAAUGGGCACUAUCUCUAUUGGAAAGCCGGUGUUUCCUUACCACAUGCCCCAGAAAAUGAAAUAUCCACCACCAUUCCCAAUGGGACCCAACUCUUCUCUUCUCUUCUCUCCCCAUGCUUUGGGGGGGUCUCAUGCUUUUUCUGAAGAUCCCAUGAUACAGGACAGCCCCGUUGCCAAUUGGACUGUCAAUUUUGACUCUGCUGCAUCCCAGUUUCCCAAUUACUUGACUUCUAAAGCCUCACCUCCAUUGGGAACAGACUCUUCCCACUCUUCUUCUGAUGGUGAUGAGCCAAAUGGAGCCAAUUCAGAACAUGGCACAGAAACUGCUCAGCAGCAGCCUGGAUGGGAGAAUACAAAUAGUGAUAGAGGAUCCUGGGUUGAUAGUGGAGAUGGCAGCCUGGGUAAUGGUGAGCCCCACAUCCCAUCUCUGCUGUCUAUGUCUACGAGAAACCACAUCGACAUUACCAUUCCACCCUUACCUCCAGUGGCUCCAGAAGUCUUGAGAGUUGCUGAACACAGACACCGAAGGGGUCUUAUGUAUCCAUAUAUCUACCAUGUCCUCACAAAGGGUGAAAUUAAGAUCCCUGUAUGUAUUGAGGAUGAGUGUAACAUGGAGCUACCUCCAGCUGCUCUCCUGUUUCGAUCAGCUCGUCAGUAUGUGUAUGGGGUGCUUUUCAGUCUGGCAGAGACACAACGAAAAGUGGAACGCUUGGCCAUACGGCGGCGGCUACCUGUGGAAGUUCCUUCAGUGAUCCUUAAAGAAUGGUCUGCCUAUAAAGGGAAGUCACCUCAAACCCCUGAACUGGUAUCUGCACUGACAUUUCGGGAAUGGACUUGCCCAAACCUCAAGAAGCUGUGGUUAGGCAAAGCAGCUGAGGACAAGAACAGAAGAAUGAGGGCCUUCCUGGCCUGUAUGAAGUCAGACACUCCCAGUAUGCUUAAUCCAGCUAAUGUCCCCACUCACCUGCUACUCAUGUGCUGUGUACUCCGGUACAUGGUUCAGUGGCCAGGUGGCCGAAUCCUACAUCGCCAUGAGCUAGAUACUUUCCUUGCCCAGGCAGUGUCUACCCAGCUUUAUGAACCAGAUCAGCUUCAAGAACUAAAGAUUGAAAAACUGGAUGCCCGAGGGAUACAACUUGCCGCCCUAUUCAUGAGUGGGGUGGACACAGCUCUGUUUGCUAAUGAUGCCUGUGGUCAACCAGUCCCUUGGGAGCACUGCUGCCCCUGGAUUUACUUCGAUGGCAAACUGUUCCAGAGCAAGCUAAUUAAAGCAGGCCGAGAGCAUGUAUCCCUGGUUGAACUGUGUGAUGGGCAGGCUGACUUGGCAACCAAAGUGGAAAAGAUGAGACAAAGUAUUCUUGAAGGAGUCAACAUGAACCAUCCACUACCUUCUGCUCUACUUCCAUCACCUACUUUUGUGCCUCCCAUGAUGCCCUCUCUCUACCCUGUUUCACUUUAUUCUCAAGCCAUGGGCUAUAUGCCACCUCCUCCUCAAGGAAGGAGCCGGGGAUUUGCAGGUUUUCAUCCAAUCCCUUCCCAAGGAGGAAAACUGGAGAUUGCUGGGAUGGUUGUGGGUCAGUGGGCUGGCAGCAGAUCCUCCAGGGGCCAAGGCUCCUUUGGCAUGCAGGUGGUUUCUGUUGGUGGACCAGGAAGAGGGCAUGGAAAAGAACAGACUGGGAGAGGAUCCAAAGGACAUAAAAAAGGAAACAAACAAGGCACGUCAGAUGGAGUUUCUAAAUCCAUGGAGCUUCAUCAAGGCCGGUUCCGCUCACAGAUAAAUGGAAAUAAUAGCACAUUGAUCAAGGAAGAGAAGAGUGAUCAUCAUCUUCUAGCUCCAUCACAGUGUGCCUUAUCCAGAGAUAAUAGUGUGUGUAAUAAUGGUAACCUCUACUUCCCUGUGAAAAAUGAGGAUAGAAGCCACUUACAAGAGCAAAGUCUAGAAACUGUGGCACAAGAGAAAGAGGAGUAACAAGCGGAAGAUUACUUCACCAGAUCAGGAAGAGAGGGGGAAACUGUACUUUUCUGGUGCUAGGACCAAGUUAGAGGACAAAAUGCUUACCCUAAAUUUUUCCAGGAUUUUGAUGGAAUAUUCUACUGUAUCUUUUCCCCUUUUUGCCUUUUUCUGGGCCUCCAGAUUUAAUGGCCUGUUUCUGGGAGAGGUUCUGGUCAAAGAUAACUGGCAUGAGUACCAGCUUCUAUUUUUAAAUUGAAUAUAGAGUUCCAAUAUUAUGGUUAUAUCCCUUAGUAAGGUAAUGACUCAGAAAUAGUCUGUCAUCACAUGAGUCUCUAUAGAAAAGUUCCAGCCUUGGUUUUCUGAGUCUGUCUUAUAAUACUCAUUUACAAAACCCCAAGGUGGUAGGGACAACUGUCUAUGGCUUCUUGACUUGCUUUUUUCUCUAUGAAGUAGUGGGGCCUUUAUAUAAUCGGCAUCCACUUCCUUUCAACCUUCUCUCUACCCCCCAGGAUUUCAUAGCACCACCUCUAACUCUGGCCUGACAAUCAGCUAGGUAUAUGUUUUCAGGGAAGUGAGGUAGUGUUGGUUAUUUUUAUUUUAUUUUAUACAUUUAAAAACAAAAACUACCAAUGGCCUUUGUACUGGGGGAUUCAAGUGAGUCGGAAAAGUACUGGGCAGAUUUUUCCUGCCUUUGAACUAAAGUGUUAUUUGUAAAAUAGAAGACAUGGUGCAGUUCACCCACUCCCUGCUACCUACACCCUGAAAGGGUGAGUAUCAGUGUAACAAGAUUAAGGACAAAGUGGAAUUCAAGAUACUAUGUGGGGGUAUGUGGGUGGAUGUAUAUAUGAAUGUGUGUAUCUAUAUGCAUACACAUACCCUUUAUAUAAAGAGACAGAUCUAUUUAUCUAUACAUAUUUUAUAUAUAUAUAUAAAUAUAUGUGUAUGUAUGUGUGUAUAUACAUAUAUAUAUAUACACACACACACACGCAUGCAUGCAUACAUGGUGAUUUUCCAGAGGAUUUACUGAAUUUCCCAGAAAUGCUUCUACUACAUUUGGUGGUAGGUUGAAGAAGUCCACAGUUGAGAAUACUUACUAAAUCACAGCCCAUCAUAAAUUAUGAGAAGGUGGGCUUCUCUAAUGCAGACAAAAUACACUUUCCAGAGAUUGCCUGUUCAGAACAAUAAAUGUUUGAUUGUCACAAGCUUAAUCUUGAACAGCGCCUUCACAUCCCACACAUGAAAACAGGUUAGAAUUGAAGUAGGACGAGUUAGAUAUUUUCUUAUGAAGAAAGCAGCCUGGUUUGGAGGGAUAAUAAGGAUGGGGUGUGAUUACAGGUGUUUACAGUCAAUUUGGAGGAUAUCUCAUCUAGAACUCCAGCAUCAAAUUGGCCUCAGGCUGGAAUGGAUUGCCAUGAAUCUUACGUAGACAGUUUAAUUUUGUUCUUUGGCAUUUGACUUCUGAUUUUUUUCAUUUGCUUUGCAAGAAAGACUUCAGAUGACUCUGACCUUAAAUCUAAAGAGUAUUCUGCAAAAGGUUCCCAGCUCCAAUGAGGCCAGAAUCUACCCAGGGUAAAAAAAAAAAAAAAAAAGUUGUCCUUUUUGUCAGCUAUACCCUUAAGACAGUCUUGAACCUCUAGUUUCCCGCUUCAGCAGGCUAAGUAUGAGGGAUGGGACUAUGACUUGCAACAGUACAGCAUUAUGUCUUCAUUCAGGAAUUGAGAUUUUCAGUCUCAGACACCUGCAUUUGGGCUUCGUGAUAUUCUUGUGCAAAAAGUACUAUUUUCUAUAAGAAUACAAUUGAACAGACUUCUAGCAGUGUUCUCUCUUUUUGAAAGAUGCUAUCCAUUUGACACAUGGAAUGUCCUUGGUGAUUUUUUUCCCAGAUAACAAGGUUGCUUGCUCACUGCCCUUUUAUAACAAGUAUAUCAUGAGAUACUGAAAACAGUCUCAGACUGUUUAAUCCAGUUCUGACCCAGUUUAAGAAAACUACAAUUGCAGGAGAGAGAAAGCUCUAGAAUGCCUCUCUACCUGCCCAGACACUUCUUACAUAAACCAAAGCAGGAUGACAGGAGUGUACACCCAGCCAGAUAUAACCAGGAACAGAGUAUACAAAAACCUCCUCUUUGGAAUUGGCUCUUCUAACUUAUUUCCUACUCUCUUUCAUUGGACCUGCCCAGCCUUUUGUAACAUUUCAAAGGCUAGGUCUUCUGCAUCUAGUAAGAGAGGGAUUUGAUAGUAAAUUUCAAUCACUUGGACAUUUCUUUUGGCAGCCAGAGAAGGAGGAAUUCUUUGGAGCUCUAAAAGUAAUCAGAAUUCCUGAGCUCUGUUACAGAGAGAAGGGGGAGAGAGGGAGGGAGGGAGAGAGAGGGAGAGGGAGGGAGAGAGAGAGUAUGUGUUAUAUUACCAUUUUCUGAUAGAUACUUGGAGUUAUAGGGUAAGUUAUUUUCUCCAGUGGCUGUUUCUGUGCAUCUUGAAUCUAUUUGGUACAACUGAAUGACAGUAUUGUUAAGUCUCAUAGCAUUAAGAUUUCUUAUUUUGUAGGCACUCACUGUGAAAAUUGAAAUUCCUGCUUUGGCAGGAAUGAUUACAGUUUGCCAAAAGUCUUCUUUUCUCUCUUCUUCCAUUUUUCACAUCUUCACUUUCUCCUAGCCUGGCAAAGGGUAAAAAAUAAUGUGGCUCACUUCCAACUUUAAUUUUUAUUUGUAUUUAACAUUUUGAGUUUGGAAGGCUAUAAGUGUGAACCAGAAAGAGUCAUAUUCCUGUUUUUGUUUAUCUGUCAAAAUGUACAAUUUAGAAGCCAAAAAGACUUAGGUUUAUUACUGGAGCUUUUUCUAAUUGGAGGACAGAUUGAGGGAGGCAGGUCUGUCUGAUCUUUACUGUGAUCACCACUUAAGAGACUGUCAUUCUUCAUUUGAGGUUUAAUUUUUUACAGUAAUGUGACCUUUUCUUAAACCAAUCCACAUUGAAAGCCCAGGUAUGACCCCAUUCCUUGUAGGGUCACAAAAAAAAAAAACAUCCUGGCUGUAUGUAGCCACUGAUCCCCAAAGAGUUGCUUUGCAGUUCUUGAUGCUUGCUGGUCUUGGGGUCUGCUUAUAACUCUCAUCCUCAUUCAGUGACCCAGCUGAUCUGGCCCAGACCUGACAAAACUUCUAUUUGUUUGCUUCAUUUUCUUUCUGAGCCAGUAGGACUUUGGGAAAAAUUUAAAGCCCAAGCAGUGGCACUUGCUUUAAUUAGUGACAUUUAAUUUUUGUUCCCAUCGUGAUUUUCUGGUAUUGCUGAUCAAGUCACAUUAACUUUUUUGAUCAUUGAGAAAAACAGCCAGAUUGGGCAUUAGGGAGACUGGAUGAGAUAGGGGGGUACUUAUGUAAGGUAGAAAGAAUGUUAAAGUAACUGUUUUACAGUGAUGAAGUUGAUUGGAACCUUAGAAGGCUCCUGUGGGCAAGUCAGUGCUACCCUUUCAGCCUCUAAGAUCCCUUCUCCUUUCAAAUGACAGUACAAGUAGACCAUAGUUUAAAGUAGCUAGUGUAAUUCUACUACACUAGUAAUUCUACUAGUGUAAUUCUAUUACACUUGUUCGCUUCCUCAUGCAUAUUUCCUCAAUAUGCAUGGGGAGUGAGUUUUCCAUUGUGUCACCCUAUAUUUUUCUCUCUCCUGUGAUAUUGGCGUCUUCUUUCCUCUGACUUUACAUUUUUUUUUCCUUUCUCCUUUCUCUUAUUAUUGUAGUCUGCUGGUGCAAGUAAGAGCUCAAUGCACCCAUUCCCCUAUUAAUGCUAAUUAUCUUCAGUAUUGUCAAAGGUUAUUUUAAUGUUCUGAAAAGAUUUUUUUUUUUGGAAAAUAAAAUAUCACCUGUGCUAGGGUGCCCAUUUCAAUUUUUGACAUUGCCCUUGUACUGCUCUUUUUGUCAUUGUUGGUAGUAACUAAUGACUAGUGAAUUUUCAUGUAAGUGAAGCAAAUUAAUUAUGUCAUAUUUUAUUAAUUUCUCAUAGCCCAACCAAAUCUGAUUUCACUUUAGUUCCUUCCCAGAAGACACUUCAGCUUCCACCUUUUAUCUCUUCUAUUUUUAGAGUAACAUACUACAUUAAAAAAGAACUUAAGCUGCAAGAAGUCAAUGGUUUUUAGUGCUCCCUGAUAAAUGAUGUUGACAGAAGUUAAAAAAAAAUUCAUUGUUUUUUUUCCUGUGUUAAUAUCUCUUCUGUGUUCUUGACCUUGUAUUUAGUGAAUGGAUAAUAUGUAUUUCUCUUUCCCACUCCUAGAUUCCAAAUUCCCUGCCUCUUUGUCCCAUCUCACUACAAAAGCUCCAUAGUUUAUUACUGUAAGUUUGAAUGGAUGCUUCUUAGGGAAACCUGCAGGAGUUAAUGGAAGUGUUUCAGAAAGGAAAGAGAAUGUCUUGGAAUUGUUCUGUGAUGGAAAUUUGUCUGUUGUUCUGUUAAUGCUGAUGGAAAGAAACUUACAGCGCUUAAUAAAAGACUAUUCUUUUAGUUAAAAAAAACUGUGAAAUAAAUCUGAGUCUGUGAAGUUUAA